This is a messenger RNA of Puccinia triticina, 1206 nucleotides long. RefSeq lists its product as uncharacterized. NCBI's taxonomy places the organism in Eukaryota, Fungi, Basidiomycota, Pucciniomycetes, Pucciniales, Pucciniaceae. The coding region runs from base 1 to 1206 and encodes 401 amino acids. The transcript has 4 exons. The record is from RefSeq and is a predicted model, not a curated record.
AUGGCAUUGGCAUUAAAUGAGAAUGCCCGUAGAGAGCGCACUCGAAUAUUCGACAUAACUCAUGCGUCUGACGCCCUACACUCCAACGACAUUGGCGAACACAGUGGCUGCAAUCUAUCAGUGGAGGAAACGAAAAGAAUUAAAGCAUGGAUAGUCAAAGUCGAAAAGGAAUUGAUCUCCCCCACUUUCAAGCGCCACUUUUUGAUUCUCCAUCCUGCAGAGGUAGACGCCGAUUAUGCUUCGGGCCGUCGAAAUGUCUUGACUAACUACAAACACCCUUUCACUGCGGUAUACACAUUUAACGCCCGUGAACGACUUUUAAGAAUUAUACUGGGACUUGAGAUGGUCUUUGAAGAAGCUUCAAGCAUUAUAGAAAGGGAGAUCAGACAAUGGGCCGACGAAACUCAAUCUCACUCCAUUUUUCUAUCCGCAGAAAUGUCCCUCAACCUCAUGGAUUACCAAUUAUUCAGGCUAAGCUUGUCAGACAUGGUCUGGUUCGGCCUCCAAAGAAGCUCAAGAGAUGCAAAACAACUUAAUUUUGGUGAAAUUGCUCAGAUCAUGUCAAUUCUUUGGGAGAAGCAUCCCAAUCCCUCAAUACAAUAUGGGCCUAUUGAAUGGACUCCAAGUCUUACUCGUCAUUAUCCACUGAAAAAUGAAGGUACCGAAGUUCCGCGCAAGCGCAGGUUUCUUCCAGAACUGGAGUCUCGCAUUAAUGCUUUUCAGGAUAUCAGCGCUGAUGGAAACGAACGAGAGGCUUCCAGAGGCAAAGCGCCUGAUGAAGAGGAAAAUUCCAGCAAACAGCAUGUACCUGAUGAAGGGGAAAAUUCCAGCCAACAGCAUGUAUCCUUACCCAGCCAACCGCAUGGAUCCUCACCCAGCCAACCGCAUGGAUCCUCACCCAGCCAACAGCAUGGAUCCCCGCCCAGCCAACAGCAUGGAUCCUCACCCAGCCAACAGCAUGGAUCCCCGCCAAGCCAACAGCAUGGAUCCUCGCCCAGCCAACAGCAUGAAUCCUCACCCAGCCAACAGCAUGGAUCCUCGCUUGAAAGCCUGCUAAAUUAUUUUGCUUGGGAAGCAGAACAAGAUUUUGACUCGUAUGUCAUGGAUACGACAUCAAGUUCGAGCCAUUGGGAUUCUGGACCUUCUCGAACCGAUGCCCUCCCAAAUUGGUCAGCAGAGCUCGAAAAACUUCUUUUCGACGACUAA